Molecule: messenger RNA, 1348 nt
Organism: Bufo bufo (common toad)
Lineage: Eukaryota; Metazoa; Chordata; Amphibia; Anura; Bufonidae
Gene: GDPD1
Product: glycerophosphodiester phosphodiesterase domain containing 1
Exons: 11
Coding region: 1-942 (313 amino acids)
Biological process (GO): N-acylethanolamine metabolic process; glycerophospholipid catabolic process
Cellular component (GO): endoplasmic reticulum membrane
Molecular function (GO): phosphoric diester hydrolase activity; phosphatidylcholine lysophospholipase A1 activity
Source: RefSeq, a predicted model, not a curated record
AUGUCAACAGCCUUCUACAUACUGACCACCCUGGGGGGUUACCUGCUCACCUCAGCAAUGCUCCUGAGAUUCCCCAGCCUCCUGCACAAGAAGAAACAGCAGAAGUUCCGCUGCAGACACAUCUCCCACCGGGGAGGUGCUGGAGAAAAUCUAGAAAAUACAUUGACUGCAUUCAAACAUGCAGUCAGCCUCGGAACAGAUAUGCUGGAACUUGAUUGCCACCUCACGAAAGAUGAAGAGGUUGUGGUGUCUCAUGAUGGUAACUUGAAGCGGUCGACUGGUAUCAAUGCCAAUAUAUCGGAGCUGAACUACUGUGAUCUGCCUCCAUAUUUGUGUCAGCUGGAUGUGACAUUUGAAAAAGAUUGCUGCUGUGACGGUGGGGACGACAGACAAAUCCCGCUGCUGAAAGAAGUGUUUAAAGCAUUUCCAGAGACCCCAAUCAACAUCGAUAUCAAAGUGAAUAACGACAUUCUAGUCAAAAAGGUCUCAGAACUGGUAAGAGAACACGGGAGAGAGCACCUGACAGUGUGGGGUAACGCCAACUACGAGAUCAUUCAGAAGUGCCAUAAAGAGAACGGCAGCAUCCCUCUGCUUUUCUGCGUUCAACGGGUUCUGCUCCUGGUUGGACUAUUCUACACAGGACUCCUGCCCUUCUUUCCGAUUCGAGAACAAUUCUUGGAAAUUCCAAUGCCUUCUAUUAUCAUGAAGCUUAAAGAUCCCUCAAAAAUGAGCAGAAGUCACAAGCUUGUCGUGUGGCUGGCAGAUGCAUUAAUUAUGAGAAAGUGCCUAUUUGAGCACCUGAAAGCUCGAGGAAUCCAGGUUUACAUUUGGGUGUUGAACAAUGAAGAAGAAUAUAAAAGAGCCUUUGAUUUGGGUGCUACUGGUGUAAUGACGGAUUAUCCUACACGACUGAAGGAAUUUCUGGAGCUUUACGCUCACUGAGAUAGGUUUGAAGAGCCAGUCACCGAAGUGACGUUACUGUACAAUAAGUUGGAACAUUGGAACCAUAGAGCAGAUGUGCAUGUAUGAGAGGCCAUGCUGUGCGUGUGUCCAUAACUCUGAGACCUGCGGUCACGUCACUGGAUUACAUGAUAGGUUACUGGACAAUUGCAUGGUACAUGAGCUAGCAUGCCAUUCAUUCUGACUCAUCAUUUCUCUUGCAUGCACCACAGCAUAUAGAUCUAGCCCAUUGUUAUAAGGAAUUCUUGCUGAUAUGAAAAGCCAUGAAAUAUCUAAAAACAGCAGCAAGAAACCACCUGGACUCCAAAAAUGUCUUCGCUCUGUACUAAUUCUUCUAUAUAGAGUUUAGAUCAUGUGAAAAUUAUGUAAUAAAAUAUUUUAUACAUUC